Molecule: messenger RNA, 816 nt
Organism: Histoplasma mississippiense
Lineage: Eukaryota; Fungi; Ascomycota; Eurotiomycetes; Onygenales; Ajellomycetaceae
Exons: 3
Coding region: 1-816 (271 amino acids)
Biological process (GO): mRNA splicing, via spliceosome
Cellular component (GO): U4/U6 x U5 tri-snRNP complex
Molecular function (GO): U4 snRNA binding; U6 snRNA binding; protein binding
Source: RefSeq, a predicted model, not a curated record
AUGCAUCCUGCAAGACGGGCAUAUGUCAAUGAUGCCACAGAGGAUACGGAAAUGGGGAUUGAUUUAAAUGCUGUCCCGAUCGACCGGGACUAUGACAUGCCUGCUGCUGCUGCGGGCAUCCCCCCUGAGAAAGCUUCUGCUAUCCUGUCGCAAUUUUCCCGUCGCAGAAGAGCUGCCGCAAUUGCCGUUCCCACCGAAGAUAGUCGAGUUCGUGCCAGAUUACGCGAGCUUGGACAUCCCAUCACCCUCUUCGGCGAAGAUGCUACAGAUAGACGAGACCGCUUACGUGAGCUAUUGACGGACCUCGAGGAGCAUAAGGAGGCUGUUGACGCGGCUGCUGCUGAAGAUGGAGAGGAUGUAUCUAUGAAAGAGGGAAAGGACGGCGAUGAAGAAGAGGCAGAAGGUGAAGAAGAAUUCUAUACUGCUGGUGGACCAGAAUUAUUAGAGGCCCGGCAGAAGAUUGCUAGGUAUUCACUACCACGCGCGAAGGCCAGGGUUGAGCGGCAGAAAGAAGAAUCUACCAUCCCGCUACGGACACAUAUCAAACAUCGCAAAGCCGUGAAAGAGAAAUUACAGAGUUUUGAUCUCUAUGGUUCCCAAAUCGCGGGCGAGCGUCCAGUCAGCAUUUUGCGCUUUGCUCCGGAUGGUCAGACCCUAGCAGCGGGAAACUGGGGAGGAGGCAUUAAACUUCUCAACGUGCCAAAUUUAGAUGAAAAGGUUACAUUACGGGGCCAUACCGGAUCGCGUUGGAGGAAUUUCAUGGUAUCCAGUGCCACGAAUCCCGAAUCUACGUAUCAGAGUCAUCUGUCAACCUAG